CGUCGCACUCGGACCGGGCUUUAUUCCUUUGGUAUUCUUCGGUAUGGUUCAGCCGACUACCCUAAAGAAAAAGCAUUCCCUGGUGGGGAAAAGUUUGCUGCCGCUGUUCGCACGGUUCAAUGGUAGCCCUGAUGAGCCCAGAGAGUUGGCUAGGAUGGACAAGGAUCAACCUUUGGAGAAUCUGGAUUCCGAUGGUAUCGCCACAGCCUUCAAGAAACUCACCGGAGAAAACAUCGGAGACGUCCUUGCCGCCCUCGGCAAACAAAGUGGAGCUGGAGUGGCUUUAUUGCACCAUGCAAUUGUGCUAGCGAACGAAAUCGGCCAGCCAGUAGGGCAGCCCCUUAGGGACCCGCCCAUCACUCCACCGGGUGUUUCGGAUGAUGUAAGUGAGCCACCGAGGAAGGUGCAGAGGAUAGCGUGCCAGGCGACCGUAGCUGAUCCAGUGCAGAAGGCAAAGGCGAAGGGCAUGGACAUUUUGGGUUACGAAAUCCAGGAUUGGGAAUUCCAGAUUCCGUUUGAUCCGCAGAGAGCAGUAGCAUCCAAGCAUCUGUCGCCGCAGUGGACAACUCUGGAUGGGCGUGAACCUCGGCUUUCCACCCACCAAUGCCCGGAUUUUGAAAGCGUUAUAAAUGACGGUAUGGCGAGUCGGCGGCGUCUUUUGUCGGGCAUCGAUUUGCAGGGCAUAAACAAUCGUUUGGAUAUCUUGGAUGAGCGACACUUGAACUCCGAAAUGGUUAAAAGGAAAACGAGUGAGCAGCUUAGUUUGGAGCAUUUUUUCUCAUUGUUGCCUUUUCAUGUCAAUAUUCAGUCUUGUACUCCUCAACAUCUAAGGCGGUAUUUGGUUUGGAGGGAUGUGGAUGGCAAAACAAAAGUUCAUGAUGUAAAGUGUCUGUUUUUGGGAGACAAAUCGUUAUCAACAUGUCUUUGCCCGACAAGAUUAGCCCAUGGUACUCUUAUAACCAUUGUUCAAAGAUUAUCAAAAAUAUUUGAGGAAGAAGGCAGGGGGAAGGAAUGGUGUACGAAAUCGGAAACCGGAAAUCCCGCAAAAUCAAAUGUCAUAAAGCUGUACUUGAAGCAAAUUUCGGAAGAGCAGGCUAAGGCCCAGAUAGUUCCAAAACAGGCCAAGCCGUUAUUUCUCUCUAAAUUGGAGAAAAUCUCUUCUUACAUAGAUAACCAGUUGUCUAGGCCAGAUAUCACUUUGCGUCAGCGUUUCGUUUUGUUUCGAGACCAGGCGUUCUUUAGGUUACAAUUUUUUGCGGGUGACAGGGUUUCCGAUUUAUCGGGCGCUCCUAGUCAAUCGGUUAGAUAUCUUGCUGAUAACACUGGCAUGGCUGUUUCGCAUACAUAUACGAAAGUCAUAAGAGGAGAUGGGAGGUGUAACACCUUUGUUAUCAAGAGAUGUGAUAACGCGGCUCUAUGCCCCGUAAGCGCACAGGAGCGCUACUCAGCUUGGGCCAAAAGCGCUGGGGUAGAUCUUUCGCUAGGUUACCUCUUUAGGCUAGUAAGUGACUCGGGUAAGGUAUUAGAUCAAUGUGUCUCAUAUGCAGUGAUGUAUUCCCGCUUGUUGGAGUAUUUGACGACGCUCAAUAUCUACGAGGGGGAGACACCUCAUAGUCUCAGGUCGGGUUGUGCCAUAACGUUGAAGUUGUCCGGGGCGGCUGACUCCAAUUCCCAGACUAUGAGGCAUGUUGGUUGGUUCAAAGAAUCUUCAUGCAGUUAUUACAGUCGUGAGGAUUCUUUGAAAGAGCCGGCGCAGUUGGCUCAGAGGUUAGCUUCGUCACCAGCUUUGUCGGGAAAGAUUGAAUCUGAUUACCAACGCUAUGCAACAUUUAACACUUUGAAUCAUGCAAUCUAGGUGUCGUUUUGUUAAUGUAUUGGUCUUGGUUCUGAUAAUCCAUUUCUGUCGAGUGUGUCCAUAAUUGUAUCACUUUUAAGGUAGCGUUUGUAAUUGAUAAACUCUUGUCAAAUGGGUUGAAGGUUUAUAUUUUCUGUAAUUAA
Molecule: messenger RNA, 1998 nt
Organism: Lineus longissimus
Lineage: Eukaryota; Metazoa; Nemertea; Pilidiophora; Heteronemertea; Lineidae
Exons: 5
Coding region: 44-1855 (603 amino acids)
Biological process (GO): DNA recombination; DNA integration; mRNA transcription
Cellular component (GO): nucleus
Molecular function (GO): DNA binding
Source: RefSeq, a predicted model, not a curated record